Molecule: messenger RNA, 3002 nt
Organism: Andrographis paniculata
Lineage: Eukaryota; Viridiplantae; Streptophyta; Magnoliopsida; Lamiales; Acanthaceae
Product: mechanosensitive ion channel protein 10-like
Exons: 7
Coding region: 499-2841 (780 amino acids)
Biological process (GO): detection of mechanical stimulus; transmembrane transport; monoatomic anion transport
Cellular component (GO): plasma membrane
Molecular function (GO): mechanosensitive monoatomic ion channel activity
Source: RefSeq, a predicted model, not a curated record
AGAAUAAAAUAAAAAAAAUCAAGCAGCUUUGGCCUUUUGCUUCCCAAUUCCGAAUAUCGAUCCUUCCUGACCCCAAUUUGUCGUCUUCCCAUUUGUUGGAAUAUUAUUUUCCUUUUUCUGGCCCUAGUAUCUACCGCAUUCUUCAUGCUUUGAUUUGCAGAACAUGGAGGUUGAAGUUGGGAUUCCAUUUCCAUGCCUUCAGAGGAACGUAUUUUGUUUCAGGUCGUCUUCUCUCGCCUUGCAAUCCCUUGGUCAAAUCUGCUGUCUAUUAUACUUUAUAAUUUGCUGCAGUAAACGACAUAUUCUAAGCAGUUGAAUCAAUUUCCGCUUUUAAGAUCUUUCUCAGAUCCACCCCUUCCACUCUCACUCCCACUCUUAUUCACACUCACUGUUUUCUUUAGCAGUUCCUAUGGCGGAAAUUACGGACACGAGAUCUGCAUAUAAAAUUGCUUUCACUCUUUUCGGCGCUAGAAUUUUGUGAUUUUACAGGUUUAACCUAUGGAAGCAAAAUACAAGAGCACCGCGGAAAUCAGCAUGACGGAGAAUCAAAAAUCGCCGAGUAACCAUGUAGUCGUGCAUAUUCCAGCCAGCGAAAAGGAAGACGCCUCCAAGGAGCACCACCACAAAUUUGCAACCGAUUCGCCUCAAAAAGCAUCGAAUGAUUCCACAUUCGGUCCUCGCAGCUCUGCCACUCCGCCGGCGACCUGCGCUUCUCCAGAAACUUCAAUUCCGAGCUCCAACAAGCCUCCCAAAAUCCCCACCGCCUCUGCUCUCACCAAAAGGAAAUCACUGUCCCGGUCAGUUUACUCGAAGCCGAAGUCACGAUUCGGCGAACAGUCAGUGGAGAUUGACGCUAAGAUGUUCGACGAAAGUCCAUCCCUAGUUGAAGGCCACCCUCUGUCCAGUCGAGGCUCCCCUGUUUCCAAAUUGGACACCACUGCUUCGACCAUUAGAGAAGUUAACAGAACUGUGUCGAUAACUCCGAGAACGCCGCUGAUGUCGUCACCCGGAGGCCUCGGCAGAGCCAUUGAGGUAGACGAGGGCGAGGAAAUCUACAAAAGAGUGAGUAGCCGGAGGAAACUCAAGCACAGGAGGGUGAAAACCAAGGUUCUGGUUGAGUGGCUGCUGUUUCUGUCGAUUCUCGGGUGUUUGAUCGCAAGCUUAACCGUCGAUAGAUUGAAAGGAAUGAGGCUAUGGAGCUUGAAGAUUUGGAAAUGGUGCGUGCUCGUCUUGGUGACGUUCAGCGGCCUGCUCGUGACGAAAUGGCUGGUGCAUUUUGCAGUUCUGUUGAUUGAGCUGAACUACAUGCUGAAGAAGAAGGUCCUGUACUUCGUCUACGGCCUCAAAGGCAGCGUUCGUGUCUUUAUUUGGCUGGCAGUGGUUCUCUUUACCAAAGUGUUGCUGCUCCAGGAAUCGGUUGAGCGUUCGGAGCUAACCAUCCGUGUCUUGAAGUUCAUAACAUGGACGAUCACCUCGCUGCUCAUCGGCUCAUUCUUGUGGCUCCUGAAAAAUUUGCUGCUGAAGAUUCUAGCUUCGUCGUUUCAUGUGAAUACGUUCUUCGAUAGGAUUCAGGAAUCGAUCAAUCAUCAGUACAUCCUGUUGACCUUAUCUGGCCCUCCUCUGAUGGAUUCGGCGCAAAUGUUGGGGAAGACACAUAGCGAUGGAAAGCAGUUCAGCUUUGGGAUCACGAAGAAAAUCAAGGAAGGUAAGGAAAAGGGAAAGGAUAAGGAGAAAGAGGUGAUCGACAUUCACAAACUCCUCCAGAUGAAGAGGGGGAAGGUCUCUGCCUGGACGAUGAAGAUGUUGAUUGAAGGAAUCACGAACUCGGGGUUCACCACGAUCACGAAUGUGAUAGAUGAAAAUGCCUAUGGCGGAGGUAAUGAACAGAUGGACAAGGAGAUAACGAAUGAAGAGGAGGCCAUUGCUGCUGCGUAUUACAUUUUCAGAAAUGUUGCACAGCCGGGCUGCAACUAUAUUGAUGAAUACGAUCUAAGAAGGUUCAUGAUUAGAGAAGAGGUCGAGAUUGUAUUCCCGAUGAUUGAUGUGGCUGAGACUGGACAGAUCGAUAGAAAAGCUUUAACCGAAUGGGUGGUGAAGGUUUACAAGAGCCGGAAAGCGCUAGCCCACGCCCUUACCGAUACCAAAACUGCUGUAAAGCAGCUGAACAAGCUUGUUACCGGGAUCUUGAUCGUUAUCAUCAUAAUCAUAUGGCUUUUAGUAACCGGGAUUGCAACAACCAAAGUGCUUGUCUUCCUCUCUUCGCAGAUACUUGUAGCUGGUUUCGUGUUCUCGAACACUUGUAAGACUAUAUUCGAAGCGAUCAUCUUUGUGUUUGUGAUGCAUCCAUUCGAUGUUGGUGAUCGCUGCGUCAUUGAUGGGGUUCAGAUGAUUGUCGAAGAGAUGAAUAUCUUAACGACUGUACUUCUCAAGGCUGACAACGAGAAGGUGUUUUACCCAAAUUCGGUGUUGGCUACGAAAGCCAUCAGCAAUUACUACCGCAGCCCGGACAUGGGAGAUUCAUUCGAGUUCUGCAUCGACUUCCGGACACCUAUGGAGAAAAUAGGUGGGCUGAAGGAGAAAAUAAAAAAGUACUUGGAGAAGAAUCCGCACCAUUGGCAUCCGAAUCACAAUGUAGUUGUGAAGGAGAUUGAGAAUAUCAACAAGAUAAAGAUGGCUGUUUUCAUCAACCAUACAAUGAACUUCCAAGACUUCCCGGAGAGGAACAGGCGGCGAACUGAGUUCGUGUUGGAGAUGAAGAGGAUUUUCGAGGAGCUAAGCAUUAGAUAUGAUCUCCUUCCUCAAGAAGUUCAUCUCUUUGAGAAAUCUGAAACUAGCAAAUGAGUAUUAUGUAUCUGGCCAGUUCAUGUGGAAGGAGGAGCCUCAACUUGUACUGAAAGGAGUAGAUGCUUCCAUCUGCAGAUUAAAUCCAUUUCAGCUUCUUGCAGGUAAAAAUAAAUCAAUCAGACCAGAAGAAAUGAGAAAAACUACACUCCGCAAACCCG